Messenger RNA from Strongyloides ratti, 1593 nucleotides. RefSeq names its product Kinesin-like protein KIF23. The transcript has a single exon. Gene Ontology annotation, cellular component: microtubule; nucleus; kinesin complex. Bases 1 to 1593 code for a protein of 530 amino acids. Gene Ontology annotation, biological process: microtubule-based movement. Gene Ontology annotation, molecular function: ATP binding; microtubule motor activity; microtubule binding. NCBI's taxonomy places the organism in Eukaryota, Metazoa, Nematoda, Chromadorea, Rhabditida, Strongyloididae. The record is from RefSeq and is a predicted model, not a curated record.
AUGGAUAUUUUAAAUAAUAAUAAUUCUCUUGAAGUUGUCUGUAGACUUAGACCUUCAAAUACAAUACAAAUUAAUUCAAAAGACAGUGUUAUUUAUGUUGAUGAAGAACAUGUUCAAUUAAAUUCUCCUUCUAAUGUUAAAUGUCAAAAAAUUAUUAAUGAUAUAUAUAAAUUUGGUUAUGUUUUUGAUCCAUAUGAAGAACAACAAAUUGUUUUUAAUAGAACAUGUAAAGAUUUAAUUUUAAAAUUACUUCAAGGUGAAAAUGGAUUAUUAUUUACAUAUGGUGUUACUGGAAGUGGUAAAACUCACACAAUAAUUGGAACUCCUGAAGAUCCUGGAAUUUUACCACGCCUCUCUGAUGUAUUAUUUAAUUCAAUACAAAAUAUAGCACAAAAAUGUAUUUUUAAAUGUGAAGGAAAAAAUAAGGUUUCUAUUCAAAAAUAUGAAGAUUCUAUAAAAGAUUUUAAACUUCUUCAAGAAACAACAAAUUAUAAAAUAAUGAUUAAAGAUUCAGAAAUGUGUAGUAAUAGAAUAAUAGAUAUUACAAAAUUAAAUGUACUUGAAGAUGAUAAAAUAGCUACAGUUUUUGUUUCAUAUGUUGAAAUUUAUAAUCAAUAUGUUUAUGAUUUAUUGGAUAAUGAUUCUACUAUUAAAAAAGAAAUAAAAUUAGGUAUUAAUGGAAAUACAUACAUUAAUAAUAUUGUUGAAGUGGAAGUAUCUAGUUCAGAAGAAUUAAUGGCUAUUUUUAAAAAAGCAAAAAUAAAAAGAAAGACUGCUGAAACAUCAAUGAAUAGUAAUAGUAGUAGAAGUCAUUCACUUUUUAUGAUACGACUUGUUGUUAGUGAUAUAAAUAAGUCAGAAUAUUAUCCAAUUGUUAAUGAUGCUAAUAUAACUCAAUCACAAAUUUUUUUAGUAGAUUUAGCUGGUUCAGAACGUACAAAAAAAACUAAUGCAGAGGGUGAAAGAUUAAUUGAAGCUAAUGCUAUUAAUAAUAGUUUAUUAACACUAAGAAAAUGUUUUGAAGGAAUAAAAAUUAAUCAAAAAAGAAAACAAAAAAUUGUUGUUCCAUAUAGAGAAAACAAAUUAACAAUAUUUCUUAAAAACUUUUUUGAAGGUUCAGGAUACAUUAGAAUGAUAGUUUGUAUCAAUCCAAAAGCUGAAGAUUAUGAUGAAAAUGUUCAUGUUCUAUCAUUUGGUCAAUCAUGUCAAGAAGUUAAUCUAAAUAUUCAUAUAAAUAAAUUAGAAGAAUCUUAUAAUUUAACUGGAAAUAAGUUUCAUUUUCCCAAAAGAUUAUUUUGUAAGUGGUUUAAAGAAGUAAAUGAAAUUUUCAAUAAUAAAGAAUAUGGUUUAAUAGAUUCAUUUGGAUCAAAACUAAAUAAGAAUAUAUGGGAACUUUGUAUAAAUAUAAGAAAUGAUAUACUAAAUAUAAAUUGUUAUAGAGAUUUACUACUAAAAAAAUUAGAUGAAUGUAAAAAUGAUUUGGAUAAAAUAAAGCAAGCAAAUAUUGAAACUGAUAAUAGAAUUAUUUUUUUAAUUCAAAAAAAAGAAACACUUGAAAAUGAAAUUAAAGAUUCAUCAGAUUGUAAUAUAUAA